Molecule: messenger RNA, 2595 nt
Organism: Botrytis byssoidea
Lineage: Eukaryota; Fungi; Ascomycota; Leotiomycetes; Helotiales; Sclerotiniaceae
Exons: 7
Coding region: 260-1618 (452 amino acids)
Source: RefSeq, a predicted model, not a curated record
ACUUUUCGCUACCGAAUUAUUUGAAGCUACAUCCAUUGUCAUCAUCAUCUUAUAGAAGUACAUAUCUAAACCGUUGACCUCAUCUAUCAUUCAUAUCGUUCAUAUAUACAUGCACAUUUAUACCGUCACAUACCCGUUUCCUCUCUUCACAUCUAUACCGCUUCAUAAAGAAUUUAAGAUACGCAAAUAUUGAGAAAGAUCGAUUAAUUAAGGGCUAGGCUGUCAUUGACGACGGCCAAAUAAAAAUUAUAUAUUAAUCAUGAAUACUACAGCAUAUGCUUCACCACCUCGCGAUAUGCAUCCUCGAUCAACCAUGCCAAGUCUUCACGAUACAACAUAUCGACCUGGUCCACCUCAUCAGGGAGCUCCAUACUCCAUGCCACAAACAAUGGCAUCUCAACAUUCAACCAUUUCGGCCUACGAACAAUACAACAAUUCUCUGCCUGUUUCUCGUCCUCCUCCUCCUCCAGAACAUUUGCCAUCCUCAGAGGCUGUGUCGUCAUUUUCUAUUGGGCUUCCAGGUCAAGAACCGUCCCCUCGGUCUAUUACUGUAGAUGGGAGAAAAUAUACUUUGGAAGUUCAACAACAACCAAAACGAGCUCGAAUGUGUGGAUUUGGAGACAAGGAUCGUCGGCCUAUCACUCCUCCUCCAUGCGUCAAACUAAGUAUAACAGAGAUUGCCACUGGGAAAGAGGUGGACGUCAACAACAUCGAACAUGUAAUGUUUGUGCUUAACGUAGACUUAUGGUCAGCGGAUGGCGAUCGACCAGUCAAUCUUGUCCGCCACUCGCAAACUUCUCCAUCGAUCUCAGCCACAGUUCCAGUAUCUUAUACACAAAUACAAGGAGGUGCAGCUGCAUACUCGAGCCUACUUCCCGGACAAAGUCAACGAGAGCCCACCAGCCCAACAUAUGGUAGUGCGCCACCUUACCAGGGAGCUGGUUUCAGUCCGUUUCCAGGCCCUCCACAAGUGAGCGCAUACUCACAGCAACAACCCGGACAACAGUCGGGUUACGGUGGAAAUCCUAACUACCCACCUCCAAAUGGAUACCAAGUACAACCUCAACAGUCAAACUAUUAUUAUCCCCAACCAUCUCAAUCCGUCCCAAGCCACAAUAAUCAAGAUCCUUACCCCUCUCGUCCUUUCACCCCACAAGAUAUCGGAUUAGGUCGCAUACCCAUAAGCCAGACAAAUCCCCCACAAGGAAUGUUCACACGAAAUCUCAUUGGCAGUUUGUCGGCUUCUGCAUUUCGUCUUACAGACCCGGAUGACCGAAUCGGGAUCUGGUUUGUGCUUCAAGACCUUUCCGUCCGAACCGAAGGUGAUUUCCGCCUUCGAUUUUCAUUCGUCAAUGUUGGUGUUCCUUCAGCACCACAAAAUAACGCCAACUCAUCGUGUUCCGUCAAUACUGGAAAAGCCCCUGUUCUUGCCUCAUGUUUCUCGGAGGUGUUUAAAGUUUAUUCCGCAAAGAAAUUCCCUGGUGUGGUAGAAAGUACAGCAUUAAGUAAAUGCUUUGCUACACAAGGUAUCAAAAUCCCAAUCCGAAAGGAUGGAAAGGAUGGACCAGGAAAGGGAGGAAAAGACGGUAGCCGAGGCGAUGACGACGAUGACUAUUAGAAGUCAACCUCCGUCUGGUCUUACGCCUUCUCGACAUAAUAUUUCCUCAAAAACUACGCGCAUAUACCACAUCAUUUCCUGAAGCCAAUUGAAGCACCGUGCACUAUUUAUUCCCAGACUUUUACUAUUAUUACAGCUCCGUUUGUUCAAAUUCAGGUUUCCCAGCGCGUGUUUGUUCUUGAUCUGAUUUCUAGAACAUGAGCCGACAUCGGAAGAGAAAGAAGGAUAAAAAGAAAUCACUAUCAGGCGUUACGUUUUAUGGCAGACAUACAUAUCCGUUUUCCGUAUUGUGUUGUGUUUUUCUGCUUGAAAAGACUUGAAUUGGCUUGGAUACAGGGACGGAGUACGGCGUGGCGAUAUAGGCAUGGGUUUUGUUUGCAUGUUGGUCGAUUUAUAGCUGGAAACCAAUUUGUCCAAGCUCCGGAGAGAAGUGAAGGAGUUGGUAUACCUACGGCUCAGUUGGUAAAUCUUGAUGUAUAGAACAGCCAUUGUGGUGUAUUACAUAUUCACUUCGUACAAUUCCAGACGUAUCUAUGCAUACCUACCUAGGUACUCAUGCCAUUGACAAUUACCUCCGAAGUCUUUAAGUUCUGAAAGGUCAUGAUAAUAGAUUGAAUAGUUUUUCGUGGCUAUCCUCUACCCUGAUCAGGGCGACGUGACAGUGUGGUAAUAGCUAUUUGUUAAGUUUCUCCCAUCUUCCUUUGAGCUAGCGAUACGGGGGGUAAGGAGGGAGAGGGGGAGAAAUCGAUCUGUUGACUAAGUAGAUAUCAUCAGGUAUCCAUGGCUUAAACAAGUUUCAUGCUGAACCCUCGAAGGAGCAUCCACACAAAUCAACGCGUAUAUAAAGCAUGGGCAAUAAUAAAGUGCAGGGGAUAAUGGAAGCUAACGCGAUGCCCAAUCCCCAGACGGGGAACGUUAAUUCUUUCAGAUAGGUGUCGGGGAUUGUUCACAAAUCGAGGAGCUCAUAGUCGGUGAGU